Molecule: messenger RNA, 2147 nt
Organism: Cuscuta campestris
Lineage: Eukaryota; Viridiplantae; Streptophyta; Magnoliopsida; Solanales; Convolvulaceae
Source: the annotation of a GenBank genome assembly
GCCACACCAAUCCCUGCAGUUCAAUCUUUAUCAUCUGUGGUGUCUUUUACUGAUAAUGAUGAAAGUUCUUCAAAGAUCAUCUUCAUAUCAAGCCUUUCAUCUGCAGGAAGGAUGCAACUAAUAAGAGCAACGCAAAGCAUGUCAUCAAGAACCGCCACACACCCAGUCGGAUCAAAGCACUCCAGUGACCGAUUCUAUGCAACCAACAAUCUCACCCAUUCACUUAAAGCCAGCGUCCCAGCAACAAUGACAGCAGACUUUUUCCCAGUCAAGAGCUCCAACAAAAUGACUUCAAAAGCAUAUACAUCACUCUCACUACAAGAAUUUGUCUGGUCUGCAACGUAAAUCUGCUACGGACUCAUUUCCGUAGCAGAUCUGCAACGAAUCAGCGACGAAAGUGUAAUCCUUACGGAUACUAUUUUUCGGUAGCAAAUCAUCCACGGAUUACUUUCGCCUGUCGAAAUUUAAGUUGUCAAAUUUUGACCUGAUAAUCUGACUCUUGUGUCCGUAGCAGAUCUGUCGCAGGAAAUCUAGAUUGUAAUUUUCCAGCCAUUGGUCCUUCACUUCAACCCUAUCCCGAUUCUCUCUCCCCGUCAGCCGUCCUGCGAACGCCGCCCCUCCGCCAGCCUUCAACGUCCGUCCUCGCCAGCCACGCCGUCCCGCCCAGCCGCGCCAGCCACGCCGUCCUCCCCAGCCGCGCCAGCGGCGCCGUCCACCAGCCGUCGCCACCCCUCGUUGACGCCGCUAGUACUCCCCUGCCAGCCGUAUCUCUUCCCCCGCUGGACCUCCUCUUCCUCUUUGCCGUGAAGAACCUGUAGCAAAAUGUUUUCCAAAAUUGCCAAGAUUAAGCUUGUGAGUUCACAUCCUGAAGUGUAUGAACCGUGCGAUGAUUCAUUUGCAUUAGUGGACGCGCUAUUGGCUGAUCAGGCUAACUUGUCAGAUCACCGGCCCACAUGUUGUAUGGAAGUUGGAUGCGGUAGUGGAUACGUUAUAACAUCUCUAGCACUCAUGCUACGAAAUGAAGUGCCUGAGCCCUUUUAUAUUGCAACUGACAUAAAUCCUCAUGCAGUGAGGGUGACUCGGGAGACAGCGGAUGCCCAUGGUGUUGAUGUUGACUUGGUAAAUACUGAUAUUGCCUUGGGAGUGGAGGCACGGUUGGCUGGGUUAGUGGAUGUUUUGGUUGUAAACCCUCCUUAUGUUCCUACUCCCGAAGAGGAAGUUGGUCGUGAAGGAAUAACCUCUGCUUGGGCUGGAGGGGAAAAUGGUCUGAGUGUGAUCAAUAAGAUAUUGCCUGUUGCAGACAAGCUUCUGUCUGAAAGAGGCUGGCUGUAUCUGCUCACACUCUCUGAUAAUAACCCCUCUAAGAUAUGCCUUCAAAUGAGAAAGAAGGGUUAUGCAUCAAGAGUCAUUCUUCAGCGGUCCACUGAAGAGGAAAGCCUUCAUAUAAUCAAAUUUUGGCGUGAUGCCAACUUCCAGUUAGAGGCAAAAGAAUAUCAUAGUUUAAUGGUGAAAAAUGGUCAACAAAAUGUCGAUAAACCAGGGGAUUUUGAAUUUCCAGAAUUGUUAUCAGGGGGACGUCACAACUGCAAUGCACUCUAAGUACCAAUGCUUUCAAGGAAUACUCUUUGGCCAAUUCUGCAACAAGGCAACAGCACCGAGAAGCUCCCACGAGGCAAAGAAGCUGUGACGAUUUACAUUGAGAGACUGAGGAAGACUCUUUUGGCCUAUUCAGCAAGAAGGCGAGGCACCAAGAAGCUCCCAAAGAGCGUAGAAGUUGUGAAGACCCAUCUUCGUCUCCCUCCUAAAUGCUGCCAUCGCUGUAACUUCAGAGCCCGUCUCUACAUUCUUCACCUCGCUGCUGCUGGAAGGUGAGUUAUGCGUCUUCUCUGAUUCGAUUAGGGUUUAUGUGACACAUUAUCUUCUCUUGGAUUGCUUCGAUUUAUCUUUAUUUGUGCGUUUUGAUUCCUUCUGAGACUUCGAUUAUUGUUUAAGUGUAACUCUGUUUUUUGUUGUAAAUGUUUUUUCUCUGCAAUGUGAUCAUGAUGCGUCCAAAAUCUGAAUUCCAAACGAUGGCAUUAAGCAGCUAAAAACUCAUACAGUUUGAAUUUUCACUUGAUUAACCUCUUAAAUAAAGUUGUGUGUGAUCU